This is a messenger RNA of Acanthosepion pharaonis, 2169 nucleotides long. The record is from the annotation of a GenBank genome assembly. Lineage: Eukaryota; Metazoa; Mollusca; Cephalopoda; Sepiida; Sepiidae.
AUGGCACCAGCAGAUGCAUAUCUAAGUCUUCCUGCGUCAUUCCUGUUUACAAGUCGAAGUAAAAUUUUCAACAAUCUAUCUAUCUAUCUAUCUAUCUAUCUAUCUAUCUAUCUAUCUAUCUAUCUAUCUAUCUUUCUCAUGUUCCCAGGCUGCCUCCCAGAUGUGACGAGGAGUUUUUGCGCUAAAACAGUAGGGCUUCCUCCCAAUUAUUUCAAAGCUAAUGUCGGCAAACGGUUAGCGGCUUUUCGUUGCCGCACAAACCAAACGAGCAAACGCUUCAUUGCAGCUUCUUGCAUUCUCAUCACCGGCACCACGUGCCUUCGGCAUCAACUUCCAUUCGCAUUCUUACACAGCAUUUCUACAACCCUUCAAAUGUCCCCUACACGACGAACAUCCGCACGUCAGCAACUGAAGACCCCUAAUACCGUUAACGUUACACAUGCAGAACAGGCGACUGCGGAUGAGCACAUAAUAACUCCGGUUACAGAUGAUCAUAUAGCGUCUACUUCAACCUCUGCUUUGCACUUUUCUGCGUGCCGUGGCGAUGACCAACCCGGCAUCUCUGCAAAGGCUGCAAAAACACCCAGGCGAGGCAACCUUAGCAGUUCUAAAAAAGCCUCACCGGCUAAGGGGAAACGGGAGCAGGAUUCCAUUAGUGUACCUCCUUGGGUGAGAAGCGGCUGGCGUCUACUUCAACCUCUGUUUUGCACUCUUCUGAGUUCCGUGGCGAUAACCGACCCGGCAGCUUUGCUAAGCGUGUCACAAUACCAUGACGAGGCAACCUUAGCAGGCAGCCCGCAUCGAAAAGCUACUCGUAAUGCAGCCGACGCCGCUGCAACUUCCAUUCGACGGUCCCAGGAGACCACGGCUGAGAAAACCUCACGUAACGCAGCGAAAACUGCAGCAACGUCCAUUCGACGGUCCCAGGAAUCCAUGUCUGAGAAAACCUCACGCCAUGCAGCUGACGCCGCUGCAGCGUCUGCUGCAAGGCCGUCGGAAAGUUCCGCGCAAAAGCGCACAAGGCGGCAGGAAGGUUCCGUAGACGAAAUCCAAGACUUCCUUGCAGGGCGCGUUAUUAGCAACACAGAGGGCCCUUGGCACAUAUUCAGCUUCCCCAUCCACGAACGCAUCCCAGCAAUCGUCCAGCUUGCUGUGCACCUAGAAAACGACGAACUUCUUUAUUUUUCUUCGGAUGCAGCAAUGGAUGUAGCUGCGCGUACCAAAGACACAACGCUUACAGCGUUCUUCAAACUUUGUCGAUGUCGGUUUACUUUUUUCUUUCCUUACUUUCUUUAUUUCUUACUUACCGGUCCUUCUUUUCUUUCUUUCUUUUCUUUCUUUCUUUUCUUUCUUUUCUUUUCUUUCUUUCUUUCUUUCUUUCUUUCUUUCUUUUCUUUUCUUUUCUUUUCUUUCUUUCUUUCUUUCUUUCUUUCUUUCUUUCUUUUCUUUUCUUUUAUUUCUUUCUUUCUUUCUUUUCUUUUCUUUUCUUUCUUUCUUUUCUUUUCUUUUCUUUUCUUUCUUUCUUUCUUUCUUUCUUUUCUUUUCUUUCUUUCUUUCUUUCUUUUCUUUUCUUUUCUUUCUUUCUUUCUUUCUUUCUUUCUUUCUUACCUUUGUUUCUUUGCACAAUUCACCUUUUUAUUCCCUUACUUUCAUUCAUUCUUUCCUUCGUUCUUUUGUAAUCGGUAUUUUUCUUUCUUUCUUCUUAUCGAUAUGUCUUUCUUUCUUUCUUUCUUUCUUUCUUUCUUUCUUUGUGUUCAUCGGUAUUUUUCUUUUGUAAUCGGUAUAUUUUGUUUGUUUGUUUGUUUGUUUGUUUGUUUCUUUCUUUCUUUCUUUCUUUCUUUUGUACUUACCGAUAUUUCUUUGUUUCUUUCUUUCUUUUGUACUUCCAUGUAUUUCUUAAUUUUUUCUUUCUCUCUCCCUUUGUUUCUUUCUUUCUUUCUUUGGCACUUACUGGUAUUUCUUUCUUUCUGUCUUUCUCUCUUUCUAACUUACCCGUAUUUCUUUCUCUCUCUCCUUUCUUACCGGUAUUUUUUUUCUUUCUUUCUUUCUUUCUUUCUUUCUUUCUUUCUUUCUUUCUUUCUUUACAGAUAUUUCUUUUUUUUUUGUUUACUUUCCCUGCUUUUUUGUUUUACUUUUAUAUUCCAUCCGUUCUUUCUUCUUUUUCUAUAG